Panicum hallii is the source of this 1161-nucleotide messenger RNA. RefSeq names its product peroxidase 2-like. Bases 66 to 1028 code for a protein of 320 amino acids. Gene Ontology annotation, biological process: response to oxidative stress; hydrogen peroxide catabolic process. The record is from RefSeq and is a predicted model, not a curated record. NCBI's taxonomy places the organism in Eukaryota, Viridiplantae, Streptophyta, Magnoliopsida, Poales, Poaceae. Gene Ontology annotation, molecular function: peroxidase activity; heme binding. The transcript has 2 exons.
AGCUUCUCAAUUAUUAGUUAGCUAGGCACCCUACAGCUCUGAUCUGUAGGGUAAUCUUCCUAGUCAUGGCAUCUGCCUCUUGCCUUAGCCUGCUGGUGGUGCUGGUGGCGCUGGCCUCGGCUGCGUCGGCGCAGCUGUCGUCGACGUUCUACGACACGUCGUGCCCCAGGGCCCUGGCCACCAUCAAGAGCGCCGUCACGUCGGCCGUGAAUAACGAGCCGCGCAUGGGGGCGUCGCUGCUCAGGCUGCACUUCCACGACUGCUUCGUCGAUGGCUGCGACGCAUCUGUGCUGCUGAAUGACACGGCUACCUUCACCGGCGAGCAGGGGGCGAUCCCAAACAGGAAUUCUCUGAGAGGCUUCACUGUCAUCGACAACAUCAAGGCGCAGGUGGAGGCCGUGUGCAAUCAGACCGUCUCCUGCGCCGACAUCCUCGCCGUCGCCGCCCGUGACUCCGUCGUAGCGCUGGGAGGGCCGUCAUGGACGGUUCUUCUUGGUAGAAGGGACUCGACCACUGCGAGCAAGGCGAAUGCAGAGAGCGACCUGCCUGCACCUUCCUUCGAUCUCGCCAAUCUCACCCAGGCGUUCGCGAAUAAGGGCUUGAAUGUCACCGACAUGGUUGCUCUGUCCGGGGGGCACACGAUCGGUCAGGCGCAGUGCCGCUUCUUCCGCGACCACAUCUACAACGACACCAACAUCAACUCGACCUUGGCGUCGUCGCUGCAGGCGAACUGCCCCCGCGCGAGCGGCAGCGGCGACGCCACCCUGGCGCCGCUGGACGCGACGUCGCCCACCGCGUUCGACAACGCCUACUUCAGCAACCUGGUGUCCCAGAGGGGGCUCCUGCACUCGGACCAGGAGCUCUUCAACGGCGGCGGCACUGACGGGACGGUCCGGAGCUUCGCGUCCAGCUCGUCGGCGUUCAGCAGCGCCUUCGCGGCAGCGAUGGUGAAGAUGGGGAACAUCAGCCCCAAGACGGGGAGCCAGGGCCAGAUCAGGAGCACCUGCUCCAAGGUCAACGGAUCCUGAUCGCUCUCGGAUCGUGCAUGUGUAGUACGCGUGUGCGUACGUGUCGAAUAAGGUCUAGUACCAACUACGGAUGGGAGUAUGUAUCCUCGUGCAAAGGCAUGGAGAUUAAUUUGGAGCGGUGGCAGUUUGCAAA